AGCGGGACAAGGAGAACCGCCACAAGAAGAAGAGCCGGAGCCGCUCGCGGAGCCGAGACAGGAAGAGACGCAGCCGCAGCAGGGAGAGGGGCAACAGGGAGCGGAGGAGCGCUUCCCGGGACCGUAGGCGUCGCAGCCGGUCCCCACGUCGCAUAACGAAGAAGAAGCCGUACAAAUACUGGGAUGUCCCCCCUCCUGGCUUUGAGCACAUCACCCCCAUGCAGUACAAGGCGAUGCAAGCGGCAGGUCAGAUUCCAGCCACUGCACUCCUGCCCACCGUGACCCCCGACGGCCUGGCGGUUACUCCCACCCAAGUUCCUGUGGUCGGCAGCCAGAUGACCAGGCAGGCGCGUCGGCUCUACGUCGGAAACAUUCCCUUUGGCGUGACUGAGGAGGCGAUGGCAGAUUUCUUCAAUGCCCAGAUGCGCCUGGCAGCUCUCUCCCAGGCCGCUGGUAACCCAGUCCUAGCAGUUCAGAUCAAUCAGGAUAAGAAUUUUGCUUUCCUCGAGUUCCGCUCCGUCGAUGAGACCACACAAGCCAUGGCCUUCGACGGCAUCAUCUUCCAGGGCCAAUCCCUCAAGAUUCGGCGACCGCACGACUACCAGCCCCUACCGGGCAUGUCGGAGAACCCCUCCGUCUAUGUGCCAGGUGUCGUCUCCACUGUUGUCCCGGACUCCCCACACAAGCUGUUCAUCGGUGGGCUGCCGAACUACCUGAACGAUGAUCAGGUUAAAGAGCUCCUCACCUCCUUCGGUCCUCUGAAAGCAUUCAAUCUGGUGAAGGACAGCGCCACCGGCCUCUCCAAAGGCUACGCGUUCUGCGAAUACGUCGAUAUCAAUGUCACCGAUCAGGCCAUCGCAGGACUGAAUGGGAUGCAACUCGGCGAUAAGAAGCUGAUUGUGCAGAGGGCCAGUGUAGGAGCAAAGAACGCUACUCCGAACACGAUAAACCAGACGCCAGUGACCCUGCAGGUACCCGGGCUGGUAUCCACCCAGGUACAGAUGGCGGGUAUGCCGACGGAGAUCCUGUGCCUGAUGAACAUGAUCACCCCGGACGAGCUGGUGGACGACGAGGAGUACGAGGAGAUUGUGGAGGACGUGCGCGAGGAGUGCAGCAAGUACGGCCUGGUCAAGUCCAUCGAGAUCCCGCGGCCCAUCGACGGGCUGGAGGUGCCUGGCUGUGGCAAGAUCUUUGUGGAGUUUGUCUCUAUCCUGGACUGUCAGAAGGCGAUGCAGGGUCUGGCCGGUCGCAAGUUUGCCAACAGGGUGGUGGUCACCAAAUACUGUGAGCCUGAUUGUUACCAUCGCCGCGACUUCUGGUAGAGAGCAGACAGCCAGGCCAGUCUGCACCGGGAACCCUGAACCACCGUCCCUCCCUCCCCCACCCCCUCUCUCUCUCUCGUUUCGUUUCUGGUUUUUUUUAAAAGCGAAUGUGUGUACCGUUUAUCGAUAUUUGUUUUGUUCCCCCUCCCCCUCCCCCCCGGAUGGAAUCAGAUAUGUACGGUUUUUAAUUUUGCAUUCCCCACCGUCCCCGUCCCCCCCGGCCCUGCGCAGGGUUUGCUGACUGGUGUUCUGUUGGCAGAGAGGGGUGGAGAGGAGGCAAAGGGAUGUGGAAUUUACAGCUUUCACUUCUCGGUCCCUCAGUCACCUGAUUCUCAUUCUCUCUCUCUCUCUCUUCCUCCGUUACCCUUUCCCGUUCUCUCUCUCUCUUCCUCCGUUACCCUUUCCUGUUCUCUCUCUCUCUCCUCCCCCCACCGCCUCCGUUACCCUCUCUCUCUCCACCCCGCCCUGACCCAUUACCCCUUCCCAGACACCCUCUCUCUCCCCCCCUCCCUCCGUUACCCUUCCCCGUUCUCCCCUCUCUCUCCCCCUCUCCCUCCGUUACCCUUCCCCGUUCUCCCUCUCUCUCCCCCUCUCCCUCCCUCCGUUACCCUUCCCUGUUCUCCCUGUCUGUCUCUCUCUCUCCCUCCCUCCGUUACCCUUCCCCGUUCUCCCUCUCUCUCCCCCUCUCCCUCCCUCCGUUACCCUUCCCUGUUCUCCCUGUCUGUCUCUCUCUCUCCCUCCCUCCGUUACCCUUUCCCGUUCUCCCCUCUCUCUCUCUCUCUCAUACACUGUCUCUCUCUCUUCUCCCUCUGUUACCCUUUCCCGUUCUCUCUCUCUCUCUCUCACGCAUUACUCUCUUCCUCCCUCUGUUACCCUUUCCCGUUCUCUCUCUCUCUCUCUCUCUCCAUACUCUCUGUACAUCACUCGUGGGGUGGGGGGGGGGGGGGGAUGAUGUCGGAUUCACUCCCUCUUUCGCCUGCGCCCCCGUUCCCUUCCUCACCAGUGGGACACAGCUUGCUGCUCCUCCCCCCCCCCCCCCCCCCCCCGUGUUUCGGGAAAAGCAGGAAUGGAAUCCACGUUCCGGUGGGGCGGGGCGGUGGAAACGAUGGGGGGAUCGGUUGGAGGUGGGUUUGGGACGGGGAGUGGGAAUCCUCUCUGUUUUUACGAAUUCAUAAUAAAACACAAAGAAGCCA
Messenger RNA from Hemiscyllium ocellatum (epaulette shark), 2515 nucleotides. RefSeq names its product splicing factor U2AF 65 kDa subunit. Gene Ontology annotation, molecular function: pre-mRNA 3'-splice site binding; poly-pyrimidine tract binding. Gene Ontology annotation, biological process: mRNA processing. The annotation marks the transcript as partial. Gene Ontology annotation, cellular component: U2-type prespliceosome; U2AF complex; commitment complex. The record is from RefSeq and is a predicted model, not a curated record. Lineage: Eukaryota; Metazoa; Chordata; Chondrichthyes; Orectolobiformes; Hemiscylliidae. The transcript has 10 exons.